AACAAUUUUCUUUUUUUAUUUUGCAGAGCGAGCCUAUUCUGCUCAUUUGAUAAAGAAGUUACAUGAGAGAGGAAGACUAAAUGCAGAGUAUAUAAAAUUUGCUAUCAACAGAUAUGUCAAAGAGUUGGAUUUUAAAAUGUUUGAUAGUUCAUGCUGGGAAGUUCUUAUAGAAAAAGUUAUUGAGAUUGCUGAGAGUCUUGUGAAGGUAAUUUUUGAAAAUGAAAUAUUUCGUCAAUAUCCUGAAAAAAUGAAAGAAAUUAUUGCAUUGCUACAAAAUGUUGAAUAUUUAUGUAUUCCACAUGAAUGUGAUGAUGAAACUGUGAAACUUAUUUCCAAAAGUUGCCCAAAUCUUAAAGAAUUGGAUCUUCGAGAUGCUAUUUAUAUCAGUGAUGAAGCAGUCAAAAGUCUUUGUGGUGAUGGAUUUGAAUCUUUGGGCAUUCGUUCGCUUCGUAUAUUACGUUUAGACUGUGCAGAUAUUAGUAAUGAAACCAUUGCAUUCAUUCUUAAAAAUAUGUCAUCCCUUGAAAUCUUUAUUCACUGUCAUCUAACAAGAGUCUUAUAUUCCUUGCACAAAAUGGACCUCAUUGAAGAUAAGUUACAUACAAUUAAAAAGUAUUCUUUAACUGAGCUUUAUUUUGGAAGUGAUUAUUCAACUGAUCUAGUGGAGGUUCUGACUAUCUGUACUGUUCUUUGUCCAAAUGUAAAAAAAUUGUCCUGCCCAGUAGAUAUGCAAGAACAUAUUGAUUUGUGUUCUAAAUUUUCUAAACUAGAAGAUUUGACAUUGGCUAAUUUUAAUACACAGAGCCCAUUAAAUCUGGAUGAAUUUUUGAAAUUAAAAGGGGCCAAUUUGAGUGCAUUGAGCAUUGAAGGUUUUUCACUUUCCACUUCAGCUUUGAUUCAGAACUGCCAAAGAUUAGAAAAAUUGCGUCUGAAAAAUGUUGACUUCCACUGUACAAAAAAUGCCAGCAUUCCAACCUUGAGGCUUUUAAGAGAAUUUAGUAUUGACACUGAAAACUUACCCAUUUCAUUAGCUGCAGAAGCUCUGAGUUUGAUACUGAAAACUAGUCCAAAUAUAGAAAAUUUGUCUAUAUUACAUAGCGAAUUAACUGAUCUUCAACUAAACAACACGCUUUUGAAGUACUGUGAGCAGAAUACACUAAAAUGUUUAAAUUUCAGUUUUUCAGAAGUUGAUGUUAAUUUCUUAGUGCUGAUUAUUAUAUCAUGCACAUCUCUUAAGAGAUUAAAUGUAGAGUUUUGUAAAGAUAUACACAUAGAAGAUAUUGAUAUGCUAACUCAGGCUGCAUCUUCUACAAAAAACAUGCCUGAAAUUAUUUGGAAUGAUGAUGAAAUCAGUGACUUCAGUCUUUACAGUGAUUAUGAUGAUUUUAUUGAUGAUUAUGAUGCUUAUGAUGGUUAUGAUACUGAUGAUUCCUAUGGUGAAUUUUAUGAUGAUUCGUAUGAACUCUCUGAAUAAUAAUAUUGAAAUUCAUUCCCUUUUAAUAUUUGAUUUUUGCUUUUCAUGUUACUGUAAAUCCAAAAUUAAAGUUUUAUUUUGCUCUAUAAAAA
Molecule: messenger RNA, 1566 nt
Organism: Stegodyphus dumicola
Lineage: Eukaryota; Metazoa; Arthropoda; Arachnida; Araneae; Eresidae
Biological process (GO): SCF-dependent proteasomal ubiquitin-dependent protein catabolic process
Cellular component (GO): SCF ubiquitin ligase complex
Molecular function (GO): protein binding
Source: RefSeq, a predicted model, not a curated record